Phasianus colchicus (ring-necked pheasant) is the source of this 300-nucleotide messenger RNA. NCBI's taxonomy places the organism in Eukaryota, Metazoa, Chordata, Aves, Galliformes, Phasianidae. The record is from RefSeq and is a predicted model, not a curated record.
AUGUGCUCCCGCGGGUCCUCCUGCCACAGCCACGAGACCUCCUGCCAUGGCUCCCGUUCCUCCUGCCACGACUCGGAGCCCUCCUGCCAUUACACCAUCCAGAGGGUCCCUGUGCCCAAGUACACCUAUGUGACACCGUGCUGCCCCCCGGUGCAGACCUUCUGCCCCCCAGUGCAGCGUUACUGCCCCCCGGUGCAGCCCUGCUGCCCCCCAGUGAAGACCUACUGCCCACCCAUCCCCUACUGCCCUCAGUACACCAAGAAUAUCUGCAAGCUGCCGCCAUCAUGCCCCAAAUACUAG